Messenger RNA from Ambispora leptoticha, 494 nucleotides. The record is from the annotation of a GenBank genome assembly. Lineage: Eukaryota; Fungi; Glomeromycota; Glomeromycetes; Archaeosporales; Ambisporaceae.
AUGAGUUCCAUGAAAUCAUGUGUGCACUUGGAGUUUUGUUCGAAGAAAAAAAUGUCUACAAAAAAGUUGCUAGACAAAAUAAAACAACUCGAAUACGAAAUAUACGAUGACGACGAUUUGAUUCGGGAUAAUAUUUUGAAUUUAGUUGAUUAUAUAGAGAAAGACAAUACACCACCAAAAGUGAUACAUGCUGUCAUACAUUCUCUAUACCGAAUAUUUUUACCUCUUCUCUCUAAAGGCGACCUGCAACUACAGACACGCGAAUUGUAUAUUCGUUAUGUUAAUAAACUUAUUGACUUCCUUGGUCAUGCAGAACCUGGACUACAAAUUCCGUCAUUGAAAAUUCUACUUGAUUUAUUAAAAAGCGAAUCUGCGUUUCUUACCAUUUCUGCGGGAUCGUAUCAAUUCUCUAAUAACCAUUUCUUUCGAAUUGUUGAGGGCUUGUUGGAUAACGAAAACUUUAGCGAACCACUAAAAAACGAGUUCAUCGAAAA